AUGGCUUUCCGUAAAAUGUUUCCUAGCCUGUACACGGCCGACGAUAAAGAUCCAGCCAAGUCUCGGAAUGCAACAUUGUAUCUGCUGCGGUGCAUCUUUUGGAUGGGCAUAAGGACGCCUCCCCAGAGUCACUUUUGGCAGUACUGUUUGUGGUCCUUUGUACUGAAUCUGAGCUCAACUAUAUAUCAACCGAUUAGCUUUACUACGGGUUACAUUAUGCAUGCAUCUGAGCUAACGCCAAGUGAGUUUUUCACCUCGUUACAGACAUCUUUCAAUACUUUGUCCUGCGCAAUCAAAGUGGUCAUUGUCUGGAUAUACGUUAAGCGCUUCGAUAUCGCCACCGGGUUACUAGAUGAAAUGGACAAGUGGCUGAUCCAACCCAGCGAGCGUCGAAUAAUUCAUCGAGCUGUCGCCUUUAGCAAUCGCGUAUUCUUCUUCUUCAUGCCCGUCUUUAUGACGUACGCCACGACCGCGUUCCUAAGCGCUAUUGUCAGGGGCAGACCGCCGUAUCAGAAUUAUAAUCCCAUUUUGGAUUGGCGAGCCGAUAAAUUGCAGCUUUGGAUACAGGCGGGCCUCGAGUACUUUGCCAUGGCGGGCGCCUGUUUUCAAGCCGUCUGUGUCGAUUGUUAUGCCAUUAACUUUACUUUGGCGUUGAGAGCUCACAUGGGCGUCUUCAAGAAUCGUUUGCGUCUGUUGGGAAACAAUUCAGAUGAGACUCCUGAGCAGAGCUAUGAAAAACUCACCAAAUGCAUCAAGGAUCACAAAGUCAUAUUGAGAUUUUGCGAUACUUUGCGUCCCAUAAUCGGUGGCACUAUAUUUGUGCAGCUUUUGAUUCUGGGUAUUACCUUGGGCUUUACUAUCGUCAACAUUGUCCAGUUCGCCAAUUUCAACUCUGGCAUUACUGCCUUUUCAUUUAUUGGAGCUGUGCUAUUGGAGACGACUCCUUUCUGUAUACUUUGCAACUAUCUAACAGAUGACAGCUUAAUGCUAGCGGAUGCUCUUUUCGAGUCUAAUUGGAUCGACCAGAAUGAUCGUUACAAAAAGACGCUGAUACAGUUUUUGCAACAUCUACAGAAACCACUGGUUUUUAUGGCCGGAAAUAUAUUAACCAUUUCCAUGGCCACAAAUCUAACGGCCAGCAAAUUUGCUAUUUCCGUGAUUACUUUAAUACAAAACAUGAAUAUAGCAGAAAAGUUCGAAAGGUUACCAAAACCGCAUGAAACUGAAAAGUAA
Messenger RNA from Drosophila innubila, 1233 nucleotides. Its product is annotated as odorant receptor 42a-like. Gene Ontology annotation, cellular component: plasma membrane. Gene Ontology annotation, biological process: detection of chemical stimulus involved in sensory perception of smell; sensory perception of smell. Lineage: Eukaryota; Metazoa; Arthropoda; Insecta; Diptera; Drosophilidae. The transcript has 3 exons. Gene Ontology annotation, molecular function: odorant binding; olfactory receptor activity. The record is from RefSeq and is a predicted model, not a curated record. Bases 1 to 1233 code for a protein of 410 amino acids.